Molecule: messenger RNA, 252 nt
Organism: Prunus armeniaca (apricot)
Lineage: Eukaryota; Viridiplantae; Streptophyta; Magnoliopsida; Rosales; Rosaceae
Source: the annotation of a GenBank genome assembly
AUGCUCAAGCUGUUUCAGCCGGUUUUGAGAGUGCAAUUCCGGCCAUUUCUAGCCAGUUUUUGGGGUAGGUCCAAGAACAAAAGUGUUUCCAAGUUUGGUGUUUUACCUAAGCUAGGAGUUUGGGCCGGCGGUUUGGAGUUUUUCUUGCCGCCAGGAAUUUAUCAGGCCACCCACGUGCUACCGGCACGUGGGCAGUUUGGUGGGGACCACAUUCAAUCCUUGAAUGAUCCUUGUGUUGUCACGAGCUCGUAG